AUGUCGGACGACCCUGAUAUCAACCCACCUCUUUCCAAACUAAAAUCACCUCAACUAAACACGCAAAAAACUUUCGCCGAAACAACCGCAAACGUCUCCUUCCCGAAAAAAGACCAAGCUAUAAUUUUCAACACAAUCCAAGAUGUACCACAGAUAGAAUACAUUAAAGCUUUCAGCUCACUUACGCCACCAAACAAUAUAAAAUUCGCAUCUCGAGUGUCGAACAAUAGGUUCUGUAUAUACUUCGCAAACAAAAACAUCGUCGAGCAAAUCAUAGCAAAACAACAUUACAUAACAAUAAACAACACCGAAAUACCGUAUCGCCGCCUUAUCAACCCAGCCAAGCGCUAA
Macrosiphum euphorbiae (potato aphid) is the source of this 351-nucleotide messenger RNA. The record is from the annotation of a GenBank genome assembly. NCBI's taxonomy places the organism in Eukaryota, Metazoa, Arthropoda, Insecta, Hemiptera, Aphididae.